GGAUGUUCCGGAGCGCAGGAAUAAUAAAAUUGUUUUCUUACAGAAGUAAAAUAAAAAAAAACUAUUUCUUCAAAUUCAAAUCUCAAUACGAAACUCUGUGCAACAGUUAAGAGAGCAACGAGUGACAGAAAAAAUAUUUUAAAUUUGUGUGAUAUAAGUGUAAUACAUACAUAUAAAUGCAAAUUUAUAUUAUAAUGAUUUAUAAAUAUUAAUUUCUUCGAUCAUUUUGCAACAAAUUCAGUCGUUUCAGUGCGGAUCGUGAUCCAUUACUAAGCACAUCAUGGACUUACAAGCAUCACAAGUAAAUGAUAAUACCAGUUCAUUAUCACAAGUGAUAUCUAACAGUAAUACUAUUGGAUCCAAUCACAGUCAUCACUCAAGCUCACUUAAUCUGCAGCAUUUACACCAACCAACUUCACAUAGUACAUCCGCACUUCACCUAGAUUCUUCACCUGCUGGGACCUUAUCAGCAACAUCAGCCCAACACUUAGCUCAAAUACAAUCGCAUCUGCACGAAAAUCCAUACUCGCAAGCCAUUCAAAGUGAUAAUAGGAAAAAUAAAGUACACAAUUUAAAUAAUUACAAUGGCAGUAACAGGUGUGAUGAAGAUUUGGGGACUAGUUCUUUAAAAACAAAUAAUCCUAUAAGCGCUGAAUCUUCAACAAAUUCAACAGUAAACUUCAUGCAACAAACCGCGGUAGAAUGGUUAAACGCAAUGAAUGAAGCUCAAACGUCUGUCGAAGACAAUCAUAGUUCACAAGGAAGCUUAUCUGGUGAUGGUCACGGUGGUGUAAAUCAACUGGGUGGCGUUUUUGUCAAUGGUCGUCCACUUCCCGAUGUGGUACGUCAACGCAUCGUUGAAUUAGCACAUAAUGGCGUCCGUCCAUGUGACAUAUCACGGCAAUUGCGAGUUAGUCAUGGAUGUGUAUCUAAAAUAUUGUCAAGGUAUUAUGAGACUGGAAGCUUUAAAGCCGGAGUUAUAGGGGGUUCCAAACCUAAAGUAGCCACUCCACCAGUUGUUGAUGCUAUUGCUAAUUAUAAACGUGAAAAUCCAACGAUGUUCGCUUGGGAAAUACGAGAUAGACUUUUAGCGGAAAGUAUAUGCUCGCAGGAUAAUGUACCCAGCGUGUCAUCAAUUAACAGAAUUGUUCGAAACAAGGCCGCAGAGAAAGCAAAACAUGUCCACCACCAUCAACCACAACAACAUAACAGCGGCUGUUCUGCAGGUAACAGCGGCAACUCCAAUCACAAUGCAAUGGAUAGUGUGGAAAGCAAUGGGAAUGAUUUGAGUCACCACCAGCAACAAAAUAGCUCUAAUAACUCAAAUAGUAACCCGACAUCAGUUAUAGCACAUGCACCAGCCACCACUGUUGCGGCAGCGGUGACACAUUUACAACAACACCAGCAACAAAAUAUUCUUAAUACAGCGGCAUCAACCCCAACUCUAAAUGCAAAUGCCACUAAUAAUAACAACGGCGUAGAACAGCGAUCAACAGCAUAUAGUAUAAAUGGGAUACUGGGUAUACAACACUCUACAGAUCCAAAUGGAAAUUGCAUUAAAAGAAAACGUAUUGACGAUCAUGAAAACAGAGUCCCUCAAGAUUUAUAAAUCGCAUACCGAAGCAAAUAUAGAAUUUCAC
This is a messenger RNA of Bactrocera latifrons, 1640 nucleotides long. It is a transcript of the gene sv, whose product is annotated as rho GTPase-activating protein gacU. Gene Ontology annotation, biological process: regulation of transcription by RNA polymerase II; anatomical structure development. NCBI's taxonomy places the organism in Eukaryota, Metazoa, Arthropoda, Insecta, Diptera, Tephritidae. The transcript has 8 exons. Gene Ontology annotation, molecular function: DNA-binding transcription factor activity, RNA polymerase II-specific; RNA polymerase II cis-regulatory region sequence-specific DNA binding. The coding region runs from base 281 to 1609 and encodes 442 amino acids. The record is from RefSeq and is a predicted model, not a curated record.